This is a messenger RNA of Juglans regia (Persian walnut), 1820 nucleotides long. Its product is annotated as transcription factor TGA1-like. Lineage: Eukaryota; Viridiplantae; Streptophyta; Magnoliopsida; Fagales; Juglandaceae. The record is from RefSeq and is a predicted model, not a curated record. Bases 235 to 1347 code for a protein of 370 amino acids. Gene Ontology annotation, biological process: regulation of DNA-templated transcription; DNA-templated transcription. The transcript has 9 exons. Gene Ontology annotation, molecular function: sequence-specific DNA binding; DNA-binding transcription factor activity.
AGUCUGAAAAUUAAAAUUAAAAAAAUGGUUCGGGAGGUGGCUUUUAAGCUGUCGUUGUUCUCAUUUGAUUCUGCUGCAAGAUGACGGGACUUUGGGCUCUGGGAGUUGAGAUAGAGCUAGGGUGUCGAUUCGAGCCAUGGAUGUUUGUGCUUUGUUUUAGUGCUCCCAGGGCUGGGAUUUGAGCGGGAAACAAAAAGAAAAUUAAUAGUUGGCUUUACCCCAAGUCCAAAGAACAUGAACUCUCCAUCAGCCCAAUUUGUCACCUCAAGAAGGAUGGGAGUAUAUGACCCUAUCCACCAGAUGAGCAUGUGGGGUGAAAACUUCAAAAGCAACAGUAAUCUAAAUUCACCUGCAUCCUUGAUCGUGGAGGAUGUGAAACUAGAUAGUCAGUCAGAGGAUGCUUCACAUGGAAUAUCGGGACCUUCAAAUCAAUAUGACCAAGAAGCUACUAAACCUGUUGAUAAGGCACAAAGACGUCUUGCACAAAACCGGGAGGCUGCUCGUAAAAGUCGUUUACGGAAGAAGGCCUAUGUUCAGCAGUUGGAAACAAGUCGUUUGAAGCUGAUUCAAUUAGAGCACGAGCUGGAGUGUGCCCGACAUCAGGGCUCAUAUAUAGGUGGUGGGCUGGAUGCCAUCCAUCCGGGGUUUCCUGGAGCAGUGAACCCAGGGAUUACUACAUUUGAGAUAGAGUAUGGGAACUGGGUGGAAGAACAAAAUAGACAGAUUUGUGACUUGAGGAAUGCUUUGAAUGCUCAUGUAACUGAUAUGGAGCUUCGAAUGCUGGUAGAAAACUGCAGGAACCAUUAUUUUGAACUUUUCCGCAUGAAAGAAACUGCUGCAAAAGCCGACGUCUUCUAUGUGACGUCUGGCAUGUGGAAAACUUCAGCUGAGCGCUUUUUCUCGUGGAUUGGAGGGAUUCGCCCUUCAGAGCUUCUUAAGGUGAUGUGCGGACCAUCACAAAUUAACGUGCUUGGGCCUCAGCUUAACCCCAUGACAGAACAACAAUCUGCGAAAGUUGUCGUUCUUCGAGAUGCAUGUCUGCAAGCAGAAGAUGCUCUUUGGCAAGGUAUGGAGAGACUCCAGCAAACUCUGGCUGAGACUGUAGCAGCUAGUCAACUGAUUGAAGGAAGUUACAUCCCGCAGAUGGCUCCUGCGAUGAAGAAGUUGGAAGCUCUAGUGGAAUUUGUGAAUGAGGCUGACCAUAUUCGGGAGGAAGCCCUAGAACAGAUGUUUCACAUCCUGACUAUCCGCCAGGCAGCUCGAGGCCUGCUUGCCUUGGGAGAGUACUUCCAACGCUUUCGAGCUUUGAGUAAACUUUGGGCUACUCGUUCUCAUGAGCCAGCUUAGUCUCAAACUGGAAGAGGCUACAAGCUGCUUAGUCUUAUAAUGGAGGAGGCUACAAGCUCAAAAUCGCCAUGAGGUUAUCACAACCGGUAGCAUGCCUUGGCAAGCAGAUGUGCAUUUCAGUAGUGUUGUUAUGAAGAUAUAUAGACAUGAUCCAUUUUUCAAUCAGCCUCCCACCAUUGAGAAGUUGUAUAUAUUAAUGGCCAUUUGAUCAAGAGGAAAUUUGUAAUUAGGGUUAUUUUUAGUGCUUGUACAUUACCUUCUCCUCAAAGUUCAUAUAUUUAAGAUUUGGAUUUUGAGCUCAGAGUUUGGAACUUUGUCAUGUAAAAUAUUUGUUGGAUGUCUCAAAAGUUGUUUGUGCUUUGAACUGAACUCGCUUUGCUCAGAACAAAGUGAUAUUGUGUAGUUGAAUCGGAUUGUGAUCGCAAGGUGUAUCAAUCGUAAGGUGUAUCGAAUGCUUUUAAUUUGAAAAAAAA